Molecule: messenger RNA, 1218 nt
Organism: Saccharomycodes ludwigii
Lineage: Eukaryota; Fungi; Ascomycota; Saccharomycetes; Saccharomycodales; Saccharomycodaceae
Gene: VCX1
Product: Vcx1p
Exons: 1
Coding region: 1-1218 (405 amino acids)
Biological process (GO): calcium ion transmembrane transport; intracellular calcium ion homeostasis
Cellular component (GO): fungal-type vacuole membrane
Molecular function (GO): calcium:proton antiporter activity
Source: RefSeq, a predicted model, not a curated record
AUGAAUUCGCAUACACCUUUAUUAGGAGGAGAAAAUAAUCGGAAUGUCAAUACCAAUGUCUCGACUUUCUCUCGUAUACUCAAAGUCUCAGAAAUUCUUUUUUUUUCUUCACCAGUUAAUUAUUUAUUAUUCUUUGUGCCUCUAGGUAUUAUUGCCGGUCAUCUAGAAUCCCAUUUUUCAUCAACUUGGUUAUUUGCGUUGAAUUUUUUUGCCAUUAUUCCGCUAGCUUCGGUUUUGGCAUAUGCUACCGAAGAGUUGGCCGAUCAAGUAGGUUCAACUCUUGGUGGACUAUUAAAUGCUACCUUGGGUAACGCAGUAGAACUAAUUGUUUCUAUCCUAGCUUUGAAAGAGGGUCAGGUUAGAAUCAUUCAGGCAAGUAUGAUGGGUAGUAUUUUAAGUAAUUUAUUAUUGGUCACAGGUUGUUGUUUUGUGUUAGGAGGAUAUAAUAGAGUUCAACAGAAAUUUAAUCAAACAGCUGCCCAAGCAAUGUCAUCAUUGCUGGUUAUUGCAUGUGCCUCAUUAUUGAUUCCAGCUGCGUUUAGAGCUACUCUACCAGAUAAUACUAAUAGUGAAGAUAAAUUUAUUAACCAAAAAAUUUUGGAAAUCUCUAGAAGUACUUCUAUUAUAUUGUUGUUUGUUUACUGUUUCUUUUUACUAUUUCAAUUGAAAACACAUCGUAAGAUUUUUGAACAGCAGGAAAACGAAGUUCAGGAAAAUAUCAAUGAGGAUAUUGACAAUGAACCUAAAUUAUCCAAAUGGGAAUCAUUAAUUGUUUUAACAAUCACCACAAUAUUGGUAUCCAUUUGUGCGGAUUAUUUGGUUGGUUCAAUUGACGAUCUUGUGGCCACCUCUGGUUUAUCAAAAACAUUCAUUGGUCUAGUUAUUAUUCCUAUAGUAGGUAACGCGGCAGAACAUGUAACCAGUUGUGUGGUUGCUAUGAAAGACAAGAUGGAUUUAGCAUUGAGUGUUAGUGUUGGGUCAUCUUUGCAAAUUGCAUUAUUUGUUACACCACUAAUGGUUUUAUUAGGGUGGUUCUUUGAUGUACCAAUGUCACUAAAUUUCUCAACUUUUGAAACUGUUAUACUGUUCAUCUCCGUAUUACUAGCCAAUUAUUUAAUUUUGGACGGUGAAAGUAAUUGGUUGGAAGGUGUUAUGUCGUUAGCUAUGUAUAUGUUGAUUUCUUUGGCCUUUUUUUUCUAUCCGGAUGUCAAUUAUUGA